Tilletiaria anomala UBC 951 is the source of this 4244-nucleotide messenger RNA. RefSeq lists its product as uncharacterized. Gene Ontology annotation, molecular function: 3',5'-cyclic-AMP phosphodiesterase activity; 3',5'-cyclic-GMP phosphodiesterase activity. Gene Ontology annotation, biological process: cGMP catabolic process; negative regulation of glucose mediated signaling pathway; cAMP catabolic process. The transcript has 3 exons. Bases 361 to 4137 code for a protein of 1258 amino acids. NCBI's taxonomy places the organism in Eukaryota, Fungi, Basidiomycota, Exobasidiomycetes, Georgefischeriales, Tilletiariaceae. The record is from RefSeq and is a predicted model, not a curated record.
GCAAACCGCACACACACCCUGACGCCAUCUUCAUUCAUACAAACAGCUGACCGCCCCCAUCGGCAUCCGCGCUGCGCUGCGCUGCGAGCGCGCAAGUCAAAUCCUGUCUGUGCUCGUAUUCCGCGAUCCAGCGAUUGGCGGUGUGCACCACGCGUGGUCUCGUGCUCGUCGUGCCAGUGGCCUGCACAAGGACAUCGUUCAGCGUCUCGCAGAGUGUGCAAGCGGCGCGAGGUCCAAAGCAACAGAAGCAGCGCAGGAAAGGGCGAGACUGAGAGCGCUGGAUGCAAAAAGGGAAGACCAGAAACAACAACAACAGCAAAAAUACCAAGGAAUCGCCAUCCCGGCAAGCAACCCGCAAACAUGCCACCACCCUACCCCUCCUCCACUUCGCACUCUCCCUCGCCCUCCUCGUCUUCGCCGGCGCUCAAGCUGAGCCCGAACCCGAAUCCCGGCCCGCGAACGAGCUCCAUCGCCAUCUCAAGCUCUGCCUCGUCUUCCAGCGCGCACCCUGGCGGCGCGUCGUCGACCACCUCAGCGCGCUUGUUCCUCCCUGCGUCUUUGACGUCCAUCCAUGCGCAUGCAGCCAUGAUGCCGCCAGUCCGGUGCGGUCAUGAACAGGUGGAAGGCGGAUCCGAUCAUGCUGAGGAUGACGACAACGACGACGAGGAAGCAGAUGAUUUUUGCUCGGCGCAUUCUCACACACAGCAAGCACCAGCACUCUCACGGCAAGCGCAGGAGCCAAAACACAGUGUGCUGCUCCUGCCUCCGAGGACAUCCACGUCCGCGUCUUCAGCAUUUGCGUCGCAGCCCAGCGCCUCCUCCGGCUUCCCAUCUACCGUCAAGGAGCCGAGCGUCACCGGCAACACGAUCAACAGAAGCCCCAUGUCCCUCGCCGCCUCCGAGCCUCGUCGAUGGAAGAGCCGCGCGUCCGGAAGCGGCCCGUUAUUGAGCUCGAGCUCGAGCGCGAGCAGCGGCGCAGGCGAACAGCAGGGCUACUACUACUUUCAGCGCAAACGCAUUCCUAGGCACAUCAAUCUCUUCCAUCCGCCGCAAGGCAUUGUAACGCGCACGGCGAUGCAGUAUGCGGAACUCCAUCCUUCGUCAGCAUCAUUGACAGCACCAGCACGAGGGAGAGAGCGAGGGCGAGGGCAAGCCUUCAACAAGGCGACCCGCAGAGCGCAAAGGGGCCAAGCGCCGUCGUUCACGUUCAUCUGCCUCGGCGUCGGGGGGGGGCCACUUGAGAGCGACUGUUCGUGCUACCUGCUCAAGCCCGGCGAUGCGCCGUGGAUCCCGGGCGCCACCGGCAUCGGCAGCGCUACGCGGCGCAAAUCAUCGACCUCGUCCGCCAGCGUGAAGGGCAAGGUGGCCACGAUGGGCAUUCCAGAGGCUGCAGAGGAGGGGCAGGAUGAUGCUCAGCGAGAAGAAGUAGAACAAGAGGAAGAGGAGAGUCCGGAAUUUAAAGGCUCGUGCGUGGUCAUAGAGGGCGGGUCCUUCCUCGGCGCUUUGGCGCGCAUCUGCUCGCAGCCGCAGCCGGAGGACCUGCCUAAUCGCGGAGGCCGUGCGGCAGAGGAUGACGGGGAACUGUGGGGGCAGGAGGAAGACGAGGAAAAUGUGGACGGGGAGGACACGCUUACCCCCGAUGCAGCCACGCUACAUCUCGAUCCGAGCGCGGCAAGUCCAGGUGCUGCUGAUGAUGCAGAAGGCUCCGAGUCAGACUCGAACGACGCGCUCUGCGCGCCGUACGCCCCGCCAGGGCCGGCGUUCCACCCUUCGAGCAUCCUUUUUCCGUUCUCAGACCCGGCACUACGUGCCGGCUUCCUCGCGUCGUGCAUCACCGGCUUCGUCAUCACACAUGCGCACCUCGACCACAUCGCCGGCAUGGUCCUCGGGUGUGCGUCGCUCCCCGGCACAAAGAUGGUCUGGGGCACACGCGGAACGCUCGGCAACAUCAAGGGUAUGUUCGACGGAUUCAUCUGGCCCAAACUCGCCCGUUGGGAGCCCCGCGAGGAUGCCGCUCCUGACACUCCCGGCGGCAAGAAUGGCAGCGCCGCGGGCGAUAUGGAGGACGGGACAGAGGAGGAGGAAGAGGAGGAUGACUCCGUCGGCGUGUACAGGCUGAAAGUGCUGCAGCCGCUCAAGCCGACUUGGAUUCUGUCGCGCGUCCUCUCCAUUCAGCCAUUCGCCCUCUCACACGGCCUGAACCAGAACGUUUCCCCGCCUGCUCCACCUGCCGCCCCAGCAGGUGCAGCUGGCGGCGCCACCAGCACUGGUGGCGCUGGUGGUGUUGGUGGCGGUAUAGCAUUGCACCAUCCCUCGAUGGAUAUUGGUAUGGCUGCGUUUGGCGCGUUCGGCUUCAGCGACGUCCUAGGCGGCGGGGGCGUUGCUGCGCCACUGGCGUUCGGCACAGGUGGCCACGCCGGCAGGGCAACGAAGCGCUACAGCCUGCCACUGUCCAAUGCCGUGCUGCACUAUCCCCUUGCCUCCGCCUCGACGUCGGCAUCGGGGGCCAGCACAGCGUUGCAAGCAAGACCGACUUCGCCGGGUGAGAAGCUCUUCUUCACCAGCCCGUUCGCGCCGGCUGAGGAAGGCACGUGGCUCAAGCGCGCGUCAGGGACAAGUGGGAGCUCUGCUCGCCAAGGGCGCAGCAGCGGCAGCAGUGGUGACGGUAGUGGUAGUGGAGGGAGCGGAAGUGCGCAGGGCAAAGCGGUGGGGACCUCAGCUGGGAAUGGCGCUGGUGCAGACUUUGUUCUGCAGCAGGCAGAUGGAGGCAAGAGGAAGACGAGCCUAAUCUCGCCUGGCGCUGCUGUGGCUGACGACGAAGGCAAGCAGCUUGGCGCCGCCGAAAGCGCACAAGCCGCGGCAGCAGCAUCAACAUCAACAUCGACAUAUAUUCCGCCCGUCCAAGCGCAGCAAGAGCAACCGCAGCAGCUGCACACGUCGGCUCUCUCGGAAAAGAUGAGUCAGCGCCUGGGUGUCAGUCUUGGUGCGCAGCCACUGCGCAAGGUGUCGCGACGGCCACGCACCGCGGCUGGGUCCGAAGUCGCAGCUGCGCGGCGGCGGCAGCAGACGUUCGAGCAUUCUUCGCUGCAUGUCGGCCCGACCCAUCCGAGCGCGACCUCCGGAGGCAAUGCUGGUUCGGAAGCAGGACCGGCAUUGAGAGGUGGCGGCGAUGCUCCUGGUGGUUCGGGCUCGCCUGCUCUCAGCAGUUCAUCCUGCAAGCCAAGCGGCUUGUCCGACUCGGGAGCCUCCAGCCCAAAGUUCAACGUAGGGUCUACAGCCGGCACAGCAAGCACGGGGACAGGGCCUACGACGGCUAUGCAGCCGCAGUUACAGGCACAAGCGCAGUCUCAAGCGCAAGCGCGCCAAAUCUCGCCGCCAUCGUUGGACAGUACAGCAUUCUUCAUCAAGAAUCACCGGACUGGCAAGGAGGUGCUGUUCUUUGGCGAUGUUGAACCAGACAGUAUCAGCAAGUAUCCUCGCAACAUGGAGGUGUGGAGGCACGCCGCUGCCAAAUUUGUACAGGGAGUGCUGAACACCAUCUUCCUGGAGUGCUCUUUUCCUGCAUCGCAUCCGACAAAAUUCCUCUACGGUCAUCUCUCUGUCAACCACCUCUUCGACGAGAUGCGUGCGCUGGCACGCUGUGUGCUCGUCGAGCGCAAGAAGCUCGAGUCGGCCUGGCAGCGAAUGCGGCUGCUCGAGCAGACCGCUGCGUACCGCGGCACGAACGGACUCGGCAACUCGCUCGAUCCGCAGGCCGAGCAGGAGCUAGGGUCCAACAGCCUUGUCAACGACAUGGCGCCCAUCCCACCGAGUGCUAGCGCCGCGCGCGCACAGAUGCAAGCGACGGACGAGGAGCUCAAGGGCAUCCUGGAAGGGCUCUCCGUUGUCGUCAUCCACAUCAAGACUGCUCUGUUCCCAUCCUUCCAAGCGCCCGCUCCUUCGGCAAACGGAGAAGACGCGGCUGCUGAGAGGCGACGUAGUGCCGCCUCGGGUGCCAGUGUGAAUGUCGGCCCGAGGAUCAUCGACCCGCGCAGCAUGCAGCACCGUAUACUCGAAGAGCUGAGAGAGAAUGAAAGCGAGCUGCAACUUGGACUAAGAAUCGAACUGGCAGAGCAAGGGCAAAGGAUCGAAUGCUAACGUCGGGAAUUGCAUAGCAUCUGCUCGUAUCUGAAAUUGCAACCUCGAACACUACUGUUCAUCACUUGUACUAGCAGCAUCAUGGAAUGGAAAGCAAAUAAUUUCUC